Molecule: messenger RNA, 1951 nt
Organism: Mytilinidion resinicola
Lineage: Eukaryota; Fungi; Ascomycota; Dothideomycetes; Mytilinidiales; Mytilinidiaceae
Product: cytosine deaminase protein-like protein
Exons: 2
Coding region: 162-1601 (479 amino acids)
Molecular function (GO): hydrolase activity, acting on carbon-nitrogen (but not peptide) bonds, in cyclic amidines
Source: RefSeq, a predicted model, not a curated record
CUCCGAUACAUUCAUCUCCAUUCGUCCUUUAGUAACUCCGAGGAGUGCAUCACCACAAGUCAUAGUCCGCUCCACUGCUCUCGAUACAUUCGCAUUAUCCACAUAUCGACUUACCCAUCCAGUUGCUCUCUUUCUUUCAUACUACCCUUCUGCUCAGUCAAAUGGCAGGUCUCAAUCCAGACUUCAACGACAUCAAAGCGAAUGCGGAGGCCAGAGUACAUUAUGAAAACGCUGCCCGAGACAAAGCUGCCAGAGUCAGCUCUCGUGCUCCUCCCCCGCGAUACUCAGACGUCUAUUCGUCUGGCCCUCUGCACAGAAUCAUAGGCGUGCGUCUGCCUUGCAAACCCCGCUCCACUCUCUGGGACCUCUCUAUCUCUGACGGCAAGAUUGCUUCGAUUGAGCCCUUCGUGUCGCGCCCCCAUGAUAUCGCUCACCUCCCCGGAGUCCUCGUUGGUACAGAAAGAUUGCUAGCUCCCUCACUCUGCCAUGCGCAUAUCCAUCUUGACAAGUGCUUCUUGCUUCAGGAUCCUAAGUUCCUUGAUCUGGAAAUAGAGACGGGUGACUUCACAGAAGCUAUGGAGCUGACCACGCAGGCCAAGUCGAGAUUCGAGGAGGACGAUCUUCUACGAAGAGGGAGACAGCUAAUCGAAGAGAGCAUCCACUUUGGCGUUACCGUCAUGAGGGCGUUCGUGGAAGUCGACGGGGACGUCCAAUUCAAAUGCCUCGAUGCCGGUCUCAAGCUUAAGAAGGAGUUUAAAGAGAGGUGUGAAGUGCAACUGUGCGCCUUCGCACAAUUACCGUUGUUCUCCGGCGAUGAUGGCGGGGAGAAGAUCCGAGACUUGAUGUCACAAGCUGCGCAUCGUGAAGGAGUCGAUGUCGUUGGAAGUACCCCCUACGUGGAGCAAGAUGAGGUCAAAAUGAAGAUGAAUAUUCGUUGGAUAAGUAUGAUGGCUUUAUUUAAUGGUAAACCGCUCGACCUGCACCUGGACUACAAUCUUGAGAAAAGUAAAGACCCUUUGAUUUGGUCGGCCUUGGAAAUCCUCAAAGGACGAAAUUGGACAGAAAGAGAGGGAAAGGGCAUAACCCUCGGCCACUGCACACGCCUAACCCUCUUUUCACCCGAAGACUGGCGCAAGCUGAAGGAGGAAAUUGGCGACCUUCCCGUCUCAUUUGUUGGUCUUCCAACCUCGGAUCUCUUCAUGAUGCGCGCCGAAUCUAGAGCGAGAGGUACGUUGCCUAUACCAGAGAUGAUUGAAGAGUACAAGCUCGAUGGGGCGAUUGCUGUAAACAAUGUCGGCAAUGCGUUCACUCCUCAGGGUAAUUGCGAUCCCUUGAGUGUUGCUAGCUUAGGCGUUGCUAUAUACCAGGCUGGUACUAAGAAAGAUGCCGAGGUGUUAUAUGAGUGUGUUUCGUCUCGGGCGAAAGCCGUGAUAGGAGUUCCAUCGACCUCACUCGACUUGGCCGUAGGAGACCCUGCCGACUUCGUGCUGUUCGAUCGACUUGAUAUAGGAUGGCGAUGUCGGACAACAAUCACAGAGGUGGUAUAUGACGCAGGUCCACACAGGCAAACGAUUUGGCAGGGGAAGUUGACUACAUUAUGAAGUACAUGCGCGCUUUUCCAACGCUGUUUGGGGUGGAACGACGCACAAGUAGAAUUAUAGACUAGUUGCGAAGCAUUUAAAAGCGUGAGUUAGAGAGCGCUCUAAGCGCUCGGAUCAAACUCAUCUUGUCGUUGCAUAACACGUUUUGCAAUAUACCUGCAGCUUGCUUUCAUCUGUCGCAAGUCUUUCACGUGCUUUAACAGAACUUUUCGAAGAAGAAACGCAGGAAGCAAGGUCUACAGUGCACUGCUCUAUGACUGUCUGAAGUCCUCCAACGCAUUAUAGAAAUAAAGAACGACAAUCUUGCCAAGCAUGAUAGCUCAUGAAGCCACCCUGGACAUUAUCGCCAU